CAUCUUAUCUAGUUCGCGUUUCAGAAAUGCAUUUAAACUAUAACCGUUUUCUUUUCUUCUUAGUCCUAGCUUCUUUUCUAUUUCCUUUUUGUAAUUGUAAUAAUGAUCACGAAGAUUUAAAGGCCAAGAAAGCCGGACUGAUUAAAAAACAUAUUAAAAGAUUAAGAAAAGAAGACGGCGCUAUAAAGUUAGUGGGUGGACGGGAUGAAUUCGAGGGCAACUUAGAAAUAUUGCAUAGAGGUCGAUGGGGGUCAAUAUGUGACGACGAAUGGGAUUCUUUGGAAGCGUCUGUGGUUUGUAAACAACUCGGUUACGAUGAAAAACAUGCCAAAGCGACCACCAGUUCUCAUUUCGGUUUGUCAAAAAGAAAAUUUUGGAUGGACAACAUUUAUUGUAAUGGAACUGAAAAGGAAUUGACCUUAUGUAGAUUUAAUGGGUGGGGCAAUAGCGAUUGCGAUAUAAACGAAGCCGCAGGUGUGAUUUGUAUUGAUAAAAUAAAACAUCAAAAUUAUUCAUCUUCAGUCUUCAAUAAACAGGAAAUAGCAUUAACGAAAUUAGGAAAAUUUCGAAAGAUAGCUUUAAAAGGGGGUAGAAUUCCAGAAGAGGGUUUUGUUCAAAUAAAAAAGUCUAAUAACGGAUUAUGGUAUACCGUUUGUGGAGAGGGUUUUUCGUUGUUGGAGGGCUUGGUGAUAUGUAAAACGUUAAACAAGGGCUUUGCAAAGUAUGCAUUGCAGACUAAUGCCUUUAGAGUUUUAGGGAAUUACUCUGGAAUAGCUGGCCUGCAAUGCAGGGGAAAUGAAACUCAUCUUAGCGAAUGUGUUUAUAAUAAUUUAUUUAAAGGAGAGUGCCCGUCAGGUGUAGUCGCCACGGUUCAAUGUGUAAAGGAUAUGGCUGACUUAGUUAUAAAUCAUCUCGAAAUAAUAAGAACCGCACAUCUAGAAGAUAGAUCGAUGUACUUUUUACAAUGUGCCAUGGAAGAAAAUUGUCUAGCAUCUCGAGCUUACGAUAUUCAGAGGGAAGAUCCUUAUUGGUUUUAUCGCACUAGACGUUUACUUAAAUUUACUGCGAGCAUUUUUAACGGCGGCACCGCCGACUUUAGACCCUUCCUACCUAAACAUAUGUGGGAAUGGCACAUGUGUCAUAUGCAUUUCCACAGUAUGGAAAUUUUUGCAACUUUCGAUAUCUAUGAUGGAAAAGGAGUCCGUGUUGCGGAAGGUCAUAAAGCCUCCUUUUGCUUGGAAGACAACCAGUGUUCGCCUGGGGUUCUGCCUCGAUAUGCCUGUGCUAAUUUCGGAGACCAGGGAAUUUCUGUGAAUUGUACAGAUAUUUAUUUGUAUUCAGUCGACUGUCAGUGGGUUGAUAUUACAGAACUGAUGCCGGGAUUAUAUACGAUGAAAGUAGCUGUUAAUCCGGAAUUCAAAGUUCCAGAGAUGAACUAUGAGAACAAUGCCGCUGUCUGCCAGUUAAUUUACAGCGGAACAUACGUUGCCAUAACUAAUUGUAAGCUACAGAAGCCUUAAAAUUGUUCAAAUAAUUAUGUUAAGUAAACGCAUACAUAAAUCUGCGAUGUUUUACAAUUUAUUGAGUAUCGUCAACUUCUUCAUUUUUUUAUUUUUCACACACUA
This is a messenger RNA of Agrilus planipennis (emerald ash borer), 1625 nucleotides long. RefSeq names its product lysyl oxidase homolog 2B. Lineage: Eukaryota; Metazoa; Arthropoda; Insecta; Coleoptera; Buprestidae. The record is from RefSeq and is a predicted model, not a curated record. Gene Ontology annotation, biological process: peptidyl-lysine oxidation. Gene Ontology annotation, molecular function: protein-lysine 6-oxidase activity; copper ion binding. Gene Ontology annotation, cellular component: membrane. The transcript is spliced from 6 exons. Bases 27 to 1520 code for a protein of 497 amino acids.